Lodderomyces pseudojiufengensis is the source of this 6597-nucleotide messenger RNA. It is a transcript of the gene BPH1, whose product is annotated as Bph1p. Gene Ontology annotation, molecular function: protein binding. Lineage: Eukaryota; Fungi; Ascomycota; Pichiomycetes; Serinales; Debaryomycetaceae. The transcript has a single exon. The record is from RefSeq and is a predicted model, not a curated record. Bases 1 to 6597 code for a protein of 2198 amino acids.
AUGACUGAAAAUAGGAAAAAUGAAGACGAAGAAAAUGAAUACGCAAGAAUCAUAAAAAAUUUAACACAUUUAAUACCUUCAUUCAUUAUUGAUGAAAGAAAUUUAGUUCAAUGGCAAGACAUUAUAUCCGAGAGAUUCAUAAACCUGGGUAUUUCUGAUGUUAUUCCUCAACUUGUAGAAUACGUACCAGACAGAGAGGGUCCAGUUCAUGCUGACAGUUUGACAUCAAUUUUACAAGAACUAAACGAUACGAACAUGUCAUUGGAGUUUAAAUCGAUCAUUUUGGAAAUUAUCUAUUACAUGGUUUCAUUUAAUUAUAAUGUCAAGUUGAAAUUUCACAAGAAUUUAUAUUUAUUUGUCAGUUCAUACAUAUCUCAUUUGAAAACGGUUGAAGUGACAAACGUUUACUUCGAGAACAAUCCCAGUUACGUGGGUCAAAUGCAUAAAAUUAUACUAUCUUUGAUGGAAUUGGGGUGUGAUAGCAAAAUAUUUAGGGAAAUUACAUCAGUAUUAACCUCAACCUCGCUACCUUCAUCAAAGUUCAUCAUCUUAAAUCUUUUAGAUCAAAUUUGCGAAACAUAUCCAGCUUACUUUCCGUGGAUGUCAACAACACAGCAAAUCAAUUUACCUUUUGAUGGAACCAUAAGUAAAUCAUUUACGUUUUAUUCGUGGCUCAAACUUGAAGAUUAUGGACAAUCUCAAGAUCCUAUCAUAAUUUUCACUUUAUCAAGUUCCGAUCCUUCCAGUAUACAGAGUAACAUGACUUUAAAUUUCAAACUUAUCCACGGUAGUCAGUUCAUGGUAGAAUUGAACAACUUGAGUAACAAAUCAAGAACUCAAUUUGUAUUUAAUCAAAUAAUUCACGAUCCACUGAAACUUUCUCAAGUGGUGUUGACUUUUAGUGAAAAUACUAAUUUGAACUUAUAUUUAAACGGAGAAUACAGUGAAAGUAUUCCUUGUCCGGCGAUUCACAACGAUUGUAUAAACUGGAAUAAACUAUCCAUUGGUGAUGACAUUUUAAAAAAUAAUGCUGAACUUAUAUUGAGAAAUUUUACUUUGUUAAACACAUCACUUACCAUAGAGUGGAUCCGGUUUUUAUUUGGUUUGGGCGUUGGCUAUAAUUGGAUCAUGAAAAAUCAAGAUCCAGAAACAAUAAGGAAUUUGAUUAAUCAAUUAAGUAAAAGGGCUUUGUUUAAUUAUAACGUCAAAUUACUAGAGAAAAAUCAUUCAGCUUCGAAUAGUUUUAAGCAUUCAAGAAGAUCUUCCAUUGGGAAACUUACAUCAUUAGCCAAAGACUCAAAUAAUACCCAAAAUAUUAGUUAUACGAAUAAAGACAACCUUGUUGAUUCUCUAAACAAAUUCAGCGAGGAAGGAGUGCUAUACGACUCCAAUAAUUUUUUCACUGAAACAAACUUUCAACUGACCAAACCUGACUCAAAAUUGCAGUUUCAUAACCCUCAUUCCAUAUAUCAAUAUUUCCAAACAUUCAAUUUCUUGACCACUUUAUUACAAAAUUUGGAAAUGUCAAUGGAAAUUACAGAUACCAAAUUAAGAGAUUCAACUUUUUAUAGAACUUUAGACUUAUUGUUGAAAACAGUUUUAAAUGACUGGAGAUUGUACAAUGAAUUUCAGUCAAUCAAUGGUUUUGAAAUAUUAAUGCUUUUAUUCAAGAAAUACAAAAACAUAAAUAACAAUUUAGAUUUCACCUUAUAUGAUUAUAUGGGUGAUCAAAUUGCGGAAACGUCAGGAUGUCGUGGUGUCAAUUUGCUUAAUGUAUUGUUGAAAUUUUGUGGGUUCGAUUUUGAAGACAAAUCAAAUUCAGCUAUCUUCGAUCUAGAUUGUUAUCGAGUACUAGUUCUUGAUUUCGACUUAUUUCAUGGAACUUAUUCAUUUGGAUUCUUAUUAAAUCAUGUACAGAGUUUGAUUUCGAGCUCGAAUUACAGGAAUCACAAUUUGAUGAAAUUGAAAAAGGCGAAUUUAUUGAAGAAGUUGAUUUUUUUCAUGCAAAGUCUGAAGUUGAAAGAUGUUCAAUUUGAAGAAGAAGAGAAAGAGCAGUUAUAUCAGCUUUUGAAGACGAUACUAAUAUUGGACUCCAGUGCUGAUGCAAUCAUAAUGGUUUCGUCAUAUAUCAUUCACGCACUUUACAAUACUGAAAAUUCUUCUACUUGUGGUAUUAUAGCAUUGCAAGCUUUGACUGAUUGUUUGUGUGAUCCCAACGUUUCUAUAAAACUACUUAAAAAAUUUUCCAGAUCUAUCACUGUGCAUUGGGUACUUUUAUUAUUCAAUUUUGAAUCAGACGUUGUUGUAUGUUGUGGGAUUAGAUUGUUAGUGAGAUUACUUAAAUUAUUGGGUGGUCAUGUCAUGAAACAAUUUUUCAUAGUUAAUAGAGGGUUAGAUGUGUUAACACUGUCACUAAAAAAUUGGUGGAAUAACGAAAAGGUUUUGUGCUCAAUUUUUCUAGCAUCGUACUCGAAUUUCACUGAAACUAAUUUCAAAAUUACAACGCUUGAGCCACAAAAUCAAGAUAAAAUUGAAAUGCCAGAAUUUCUUUACUUAUUGAAUUAUCUUGAAUUAAAUGCCAUGUAUACCAUGAGUCUGGAAACGGGAAAGUUGAUGGGAAGUGCUCCUUCAACACCAAUUCAAUCAGAGUCAGCUCACAAUAUUUCAUUAAUCUUAGACGUUAUACAUCUGAUUAACCGCUACAUAGAUUGGUUAAAGGCAUACAAAGUUUUAUCCAACUUGAAACGACCGAAGGAAUUUAUAGAAGGACUUGUUGAAUUACUUGGAUUUUUAAAAUUAAGUACAACUUGGUAUGAAACCGAAACAAUUUGUGAAAAUUUGAAAAAAACAUAUGAAAAGUUAGUUGAUUUUGUGGCCAACUUUUACAUUUCAAACCUAUCUACACCAAACUUUAACCUUCUGCUUAAAAAUUUGACGGAGUUUUCGAAAAUCAUUUUAUUGGAUUUAGUUUUCCCACAAAUAUUCAAACAUGUUAAUGAAUUUAUAUCUAUUUCAAAUUUUGUUCAUAAUGAAAAUUAUUUUUUCAAUAAUGUUGCUCAGUUUUUAAUAAUUUAUGAACAAGAGUUGAUCUAUAAAAAAUAUUUUAUUAACUUUGACAACAUGACUUGUUUUAUUAUUUGUACAAUAUCCGUGAUUGACUAUGGAGUAGGAAUUGAAUCAAAUAGAUUGAAAAACAUUCUUAGUGAGAGUAUUUUAUUGAAUCUUUUAAAAGUUUCAUCUGACGCUGAUAUUGUUCUCAAUUCAUAUUCAAAAGAAUUGACUAAAUUUUUGAAAGAUUUAUUAUACCGACAAAUAACUAUUUUUGACAAAGCAGUAUUGACUAAAGAACAGCUUGUUGUUGCAAUUAAAUUAAUUUUAGGUGUCGUACUUUCAACAGAGCAGGAAGUCAAUCCAGAGAUACCAUUCAAUUUUUUAAGAACCGCUUACUUACUAAGACAAUAUGAAUUUGGUGACAUUAUUUUACAACUAAAUUGUGAUAAGACACUUAUGGAGGAUUUCUUUCAAAAUUUAGUCCUGAAAAAUGAUGAUGAAACACUCAUGAAAUUAAGAAAGUAUCCACCAUUUGUUAAAAGUAUUCUUCAUGAAUCACAAAUCUUGAAACGAUGUUUUGCCAAAAAGGAAUUCAUGAGGGUAUCAAAUAUAAUUAGUGUUAGUCUUCAUAAUGGUGGUAAACUUGGUCAAAUGAAUAGUAUUUACAUCAAAAGUUUUCAAAAAGAUUGUGAACGAAUUAAAAAGACAAUCAUGAUUGGUGAACUGACCAAAUAUAAUAGAGCCGUUCAAGAUUUAAAAGAAAAUACAAAUCAUUAUCUUCAGACAUUUUAUUCAUUGAAACUCGAAACUAAAAGAAUUUUGGAUGACAAUAAGACCAAAAAUGGAUAUGUACUAGAUUAUAUUGAGAAUUUUGAUCGAAUGAGAACAAGGCUAAUUCAAGAGGAGCAAUUACCACAUUCUGAAAAAUUUGGAUAUCAUUUUGACAUACCUUUGAAAAAAGUCGAUGAUUAUGAUGAAUCAAAUGAAUAUGAUUUUGCAUUUGUAGGUCAUGACAUUGAUACAAUGAAUUUAACUAAAGAAGAUAAAGAUCAUGUAGAUAACGAAAUUGAUUCUGAUCCAAAUAACAAUGAUGAAGACACUGCAACAGAAUUUGAUGAUAAAAAUAGAAGAGUGAGUAGAAGCUUAUAUGUUGGAGACAAAAUUACAGCUCUGUGGAACGUAAGUCGAAUCAACGCUUUAGUUCCUGUGGAAAGUCUUAUGAUCUUGGGUGUUAGUCACAUAUAUUUGAUUGAAAAUUAUUUUCAUGGAGAAGAUGGUAAUAUCAUAGAUGUAGAUGAUGCACCUGAUGAACAAAAAGAUCCAAUAUUGAAAUUAGUGAAUUCCCAAUCUAAAACACUUGAUAAAUCAAAUUUUAAAUCUCAUAGAUCAACAAAUUGGAGUUUAGAUAAAUUAAGUUCAAUAUCAAAAAGACAAUUUUUAUUAAGAGAUAAUGCAUUAGAAAUGUUUUUCAGUGAUGGUGCUGGAAUUCUAAUCACUUGUUUGACUACAAAAGAAAGAAAUGCCAUUUAUAACAAACUACAAAAUUUGGCAACUGGAAAGGGAAUUGAUUAUGAAUUAGCCAAUGCAUUACUAUUUAAUUCUGUAUCUGAUUCAAAUGAAAGUUUUUCAUCAAAAUUAGUCUUUGCAUUUUCCAAUGUUUCAAUAAAUAAUUCAUAUGCUUUAUCAGCAACUCAAAAAUGGAAAAGAGGUGAAAUUUCUAAUUUUUACUAUUUAAUGAUUAUUAAUACAUUAGCUGGUAGAACUUUUAAUGAUUUAACUCAAUAUCCAGUAUUUCCUUGGGUUAUUGCAGAUUAUACUAGUGAAACUUUAGAUUUAUCAAAUCCAAAAACUUUUAGAGAUUUAUCAAAGCCAAUGGGUGCACAAACUGAAGGGAGAGCCAGUCAAUUUAAAGAAAGAUUCGAAGCAUUAAAUAGUUUAAAUGAUAUAGAUUCUCCUGCUUUCCAUUAUGGAACUCAUUAUUCAUCAGCAAUGAUUGUUACUUCAUUUUUAAUAAGACUAAAACCGUAUGUUCAAUCAUAUUUAUUAUUACAAGGUGGAAAAUUUGAUCAUGCUGAUAGAUUAUUUAAUUCUAUUGAAAAAGCUUGGUCAUCUGCUUCAAAAGAUCAUACAACUGAUGUAAGAGAACUAAUACCUGAAUUUUUUUAUUUACCUGAUUUUUUAUUAAAUUCAAAUAAAUUUGAAUUUGGUAAAUUACAAAAUGGUAAAUCAGUUGAUAAUGUUGAAUUACCACCUUGGGCAAAGGGAGAUCCAAAAAUUUUUAUUGCUAAAAAUAGAGAAGCUUUAGAAAGUCCUUAUGUUUCAGCAAAUUUACAUUCUUGGAUAGAUUUAAUAUUUGGAUAUAAACAAAAUGGUAUUGAAGCAAUUGAUGCAUUAAAUGUUUUCCAUCAUUAUUCAUAUAAUGGAGCAAUAAAUUUAGAUCAUAUACAUGAUGAAGUUGAAAAAAAGGCAAUAAUUGGAAUGAUAAAUAAUUUUGGUCAAACUCCAAUAAAAAUUUUUCAAAAACCUCAUAUAAUGAAAGAAGUAUUGAAUAUUCCAAAUUAUUAUUUGAAUUUAAUUGAUAUAAACUCAAAACCAAAUUUAGAAUUUGAAUCAAAAUUAAAAUCACCUAUUGUAAAAUUAGAAUUAAGUACAAUUAAAUCUAAUCGUUGGGUAGGAAGACAACAAUGUGUAUCAUGUGAAGAUAAUCUUUUAAUUUAUAAAUCUAAAAAAUCAAAAUUUUCAGGUGGUUCUAUACUUGUAAAUAAUAAAAUAUUUGAAAAUUUACAUUGUUGUGAAAUAUCAUUUAUUUUACAAAUUGGUUCUAAAUUUUUUAUAACUUGUGGAGAAGAUGGAUUAAUUAAUGUUUGGAAAUGUAAUUUAAAACCAAAUAUAUCAUUAGAAUUUGUUGCUACAUUAAGAGGACAUUUUAAUCGAAUUACAAGUAUUGUAUGUUCUAAAAAUUUUAAAAUUGCAAUUAGUAUUGAUGAAGCUGGGAAGUUAAUAGUUUGGGAUUUAAUUAGAUUUAAAUUUAUAAGAAAAAUUGAACCACCUAAUGAUUUAACAUUUAAAAUUCAAAAAAGUUUAAUUUCAAUUUCAAAUACUACUGGCAAUUUUACUGUCUUGUAUGAAGGAGAAAAUGAUAAUUUAUUAAAAAUUUUUAAUAUUAAUGGUAAUUUAAUACUUAAGACAAAACAAUUAAAUCAGAAUAAAAUUAAUGCAAUAUCAUUUGGAUUAACAGAUUUACCAAAUUUAAAAUCAGAUAAAAAUUCAAAUCAUUAUAAUCAUGUAUAUUGGUCAAAUGAAAUUUUAGCAAUUGCUACAACCACCAAGAUAGAAAUAUUUGAAAUUACUUACGAUAAUGAUACAACAAAAGAUAAUUGGUCUUUAAAAUUAAUUCAAAAUAUAGAUCUACAAAACAAGAUUCAAGGUGAUAUUACAUCAAUUCAAUUAUUUAAAUGUUCAGAAAUUGAUAAUGAUGAAAAAUUAAUUCGUGGGAUGUUAAAACUUGUAAUUGGUGAUUCUUUAGGUAAAGUGUAUACUUUAUAA